AUGCGGAGGGCGUCGCCUUCGCCGCCGGCGGUCUUUGCCGCCGCGGUCGUGGUGUUUCUGCCUGCCCUAUUCCCCGGGAUGUUCUCCCCGCUUGGCCACGCCUUCCCUUCUCUCUUCUCGACAGAUGAACAAAAGAGAGAGCUAUGGUCACCCUUGCCAUAUCAGGGGUGGAAACCAUGCUUAAAGCCCUCAAUUUCUCACGCAUUACCUCUGGAACCAAGUGGAUACAUCCAAGUAUUUCUUGAUGGUGGAUUGAACCAGCAAAGAAUGGGGAUAUGUGAUGCCGUUGCAGUUGCAAAGAUUCUUAAUGCUACUCUUGUGGUCCCACAUUUUGAAGUAAACCCUGUUUGGAAGGAUUCAAGCUCAUUUGAAGAAAUAUUUGAUGUGGACCACUUUAUCAACUCCCUAAAAGAUGAAGUUUCCAUUAUCAAAGCGCUUCCAAAAGAAUUUUCUUGGAGCACAAGAGAGUACUAUGGCACAGGCAUCCGUGCUACAAGAAUAAAAACUGCACCUCUUCACGCGUCAGCAAAUUGGUAUUUGGAGAGUGUCAGUCCUAUCCUGCAAAGUUGGUUACUCUAUGAAGAUAAUUUUUCACCAGCAAUCUUAUCUACCUGCUGUGUCACUGCCAGCUAUGGGAUUGCUGCAAUCGCUCCCUUUUCUCACCGCCUUGCAUUUGAUGAUUUGCCUGCGGAUCUUCAACGCUUGCGUUGUAAAGUUAAUUUCCAAGCUCUGGAUAUGGCUGCACAUUCUGCCUGUAACUUGGGAGGUGGCAGAGCUGAACAGCUAGCUCUUGCUAAGUACAGGCAAGUUAUAUGGCAAGGGAGGGUAUUAAAUUCACAGCUAACUGAUGAGGAGCUUCGGAACACAGGACGCUGCCCAUUGACCCCAGAAGAGAUUGGGCUAUUACUGGUAGCCCUUGGCUUUGACAGCAGAACUCGACUCUAUCUUGCUUCUCACAAGGUAUAUGGUGGAGAAGCCAGGAUCUCAAGCUUGCGCAAACUAUUUCCAUUGAUGGAGGACAAGAGGAGCCUUGCAUCUGAAGAUGAACUUGCUAGUGUUGAAGGGAAGGCUUCUGUUCUAGCAGCUCUUGACUAUUAUAUCAGCAUGCACAGCGAUAUUUUCAUCUCCGCAUCUCCUGGAAAUACGCACAAUGCUUUGUUGGCUCACCGAACCUAUGAGAACUUGAAGACCAUAAGGCCAAACAUGGCAUUGCUUGGCCGCAUCUUUGUGAACAAGAGCAUGGAGUGGCCAGAGUUUCAGCAGGUUGUACAGGCAGGACACAAAGGAAGAUACGGGCAAAUCCGGCUGAGAAAGGCAACGCAAUCCAUCUAUACUUAUCCUGCACCUGAUUUUUUGAUUCUGGCGUCCAUCUCCCACAUGGCUCCUCUGAACCGGUAG
Messenger RNA from Miscanthus lutarioriparius, 1398 nucleotides. NCBI's taxonomy places the organism in Eukaryota, Viridiplantae, Streptophyta, Magnoliopsida, Poales, Poaceae. The record is from the annotation of a GenBank genome assembly.